Molecule: messenger RNA, 489 nt
Organism: Linum tenue
Lineage: Eukaryota; Viridiplantae; Streptophyta; Magnoliopsida; Malpighiales; Linaceae
Source: the annotation of a GenBank genome assembly
AUUAAGGAGACUACAAUUAAAUUAAACAGGUUGUCUCUUUUUUUCAAAAACCCUAACCCGCCCACGUCUCUCUUUAUUUUCGUCUGCUCAUUAUUCCUCCCGCAAGCAGGCAGGCGAAACGUCAAGUCACAAAGUUCUCCGGCCGUCGUCCCUAGUUCUCCGUCUGUCGUCCCUUCUCCGUCCGGUUGUCGCCUGAGGUCUCCGUCCGGUUGUCGCCUGAGGUCUCCGUCCGGUUGUCGUCCCUUCUCCGUCCGGUUGUCGCCUGAGGUCGACGUUGCAGCUAAAGGGGAGUCCAUGUAGAUGGUCCGUUUUUUGGCCGUUGUUGCUUGCCGUUUCUGAUUCUUCCGUCGCCGCCGCUUGCCAUCAUGCCAUGUCGUUUUCUGGUCGAUGUCUUCGUCAAUCAAGGUCAUCAAAGAAGCUUAUCAUCAUCAUCACUGAAGGACAGUCCAGAGAGUUUGUUCGUCUGUGUUUUGGAUCCCUUGAGGAAGA